Nerophis lumbriciformis (worm pipefish) is the source of this 1309-nucleotide messenger RNA. It is a transcript of the gene prorsd1, whose product is annotated as prolyl-tRNA synthetase domain containing 1. Gene Ontology annotation, molecular function: aminoacyl-tRNA deacylase activity. NCBI's taxonomy places the organism in Eukaryota, Metazoa, Chordata, Actinopteri, Syngnathiformes, Syngnathidae. The record is from RefSeq and is a predicted model, not a curated record.
GAAGAAUAAGCAGGAAGCAAACAGCUGUUUCUGCACGUUGACACGUUUUGACUACUUUUUCAACGUUUUGACUACUUUUUCAACUCUUUCAGUGUUUGGUGGAUUUAUUAAUUUAUGCAACAUGUCGGAGGAUCUGCGGGCAGAACUGCAGAAACAUUUGGAAGCUUUAAACAUUCAGACGAGCUGCGUGGAUCAUCCACCGGUGUAUACAGUGGAGGAGAUGAUGCCGCACCUUCAGGACGUUGAUGGCGUGGUCACCAAGAAUCUUUUCCUGAAGGACAAGAAGAAGAAAAGUUUGUGGCUGGUGUCUGCACGCCAUGACCGCCAGGUCAACCUCAACGACCUGGCCAAGAAGCUUGGCGUGGGCAGUGGAAACCUUCGCUUCGCAGACGAGGCCACCAUGUUGGACAAACUCAAGGUAGGUCAGGGCUGUGCCACAGCUCUGGCUCUGCUCUUCGACAAGGACCAGAGCGUCAGGCUGGUCCUGGACCAGGACCUGCUGGAAGGAGGACACCCCAUGGUAUUCUUCCACCCCAUGACCAACAGCGCCACCAUGGGGCUGCGGCCGCAAGACCUGCUGCGCUUCCUCAAGGAGACGGGUCACGACCCUGUCCUGGAGAACUUUGAGUAGCGGGAAAAGGAGGAGACGUUUCUGCUCCUGGUUCUGGUUCUGGUUCUGGUUCUGGUUCUGGUUCGGGACACGGAGCAGGAGCAGCAUAAAAGUCCACAAACAAGCUGACAACAGGACAGAAAACAUUUCACUUUUAGCAGUUUUGUUUCAGCUUUUUACUGGAAUAAUUCAUACAUCGUAUGAUAAAACACUUUAUUUUACUCUUUAGAAUGACACACUUUUAAAAACAAAAGUCUUUUUCUGUUGCGUCUGACCAGUCUUCCUCUUCAGGGAAUUAAAGUCAGUGGUCAAUCCCAAGUUCUUUUAGAUGACAUAUAUGUUGAGUAAGAAGGACCAUCAAGACAGAAUAGGAAUAUUAUCAAGUUUUACUAAAGCUUUAGGAGACCAGUCCUACAGUCCGUUAAUAGCGGCAUCUAGAAGCGGUCUGAAAGCCAAACGGAAAGAGACAACUUAUUGAAUACGAAAACAGCCCCCACCCUGCCCGGAAAGGAAUGCAGCCUCAUUGUUCUAAUACUGAUAAGGUAAAAAGGGAGUAUGCUAUACUCCCACAUUCCAACCCCUUCAAGGUAAAGCACAGAGUUUACUUGCGGACAUAAGAUACAAGCAAAAAGAGUACUCAUGGGAAAAUAUUAGCUGCUUUAAACAUGACUAUGAAUAAAGAAAGAACUCUUAAAAAUA